Molecule: messenger RNA, 240 nt
Organism: Cariama cristata (Red-legged seriema)
Lineage: Eukaryota; Metazoa; Chordata; Aves; Cariamiformes; Cariamidae
Product: histone H2A.J
Exons: 1
Cellular component (GO): nucleosome
Molecular function (GO): protein heterodimerization activity; DNA binding; structural constituent of chromatin
Source: RefSeq, a predicted model, not a curated record
GGCAACUACGCGGAGCGGGUGGGCGCCGGCGCCCCGGUGUACCUGGCGGCCGUGCUGGAGUACCUGACGGCCGAGAUCCUGGAGCUGGCGGGCAACGCGGCCCGCGACAACAAGAAGACGCGCAUCAUCCCCCGCCACCUGCAGCUCGCCAUCCGCAACGACGAGGAGCUCAACAAGCUGCUGGGCAAGGUGACCAUCGCGCAGGGCGGGGUGCUGCCCAACAUCCAGGCCGUGCUGCUG